CUGUAGGAAGUCGCAGCCUGUCCGUGAAGUGGAUGUACUUGUCAGCUUCUGUGGACUCAAGCAGGUAAAUACGAGAACAUCCGUGUUCUGUACGAAGGAUCCGCAAUGUCUAAAGACACCGAAACCAUGCGUGAGGAAAUCAUGGAGUCGAAGGUGCUGUGGUACCCGGACUCCAAGAAGAAUACGCAGAUGGACAGAUUCAGGACGCAGGUCAACCGAGACUUCGGACUUAAUUUGGCGAACUACAACGACCUGUACCAGUGGUCUGUGGAGAGCUACGCUGAGUUCUGGGCCGAGGUCUGGCGGUACUGUGGAGUGGUCAGCUCCAAGAUUUAUGAGGAGGUGGUGGACGUGUCCAAGCGGAUUUCUGACGUUCCCGAGUGGUUUCGGGGCUGCCGCCUCAACUACGCAGAGAACCUCCUGAAGCACAAAGAGCAGGACAAAGUGGCGCUCUACGCGGCCGCGGAGGCGCGGGAGGAGAUCACCAAGGUGACGUUCGGGGAGCUGCGGCGGGAUGUGGCGCUGUUUGCCGCCGCCAUGCGCAAGAUGGGCGUGCGCACGGGCGACCGCGUGGUGGGGUAUCUGCCCAAUGGGAUUCAUGCUGUUGAGGCGAUGUUAGCCACCGCUAGCAUCGGCGCCAUCUGGAGCUCCACCUCCGUGGACUUUGGGGUGAACGGGGUGUUGGACCGGUUCUCUCAGAUCCAGCCCAAGCUCAUUUUCUCAGUGGCUGCGGUCGUGUACAACGGGAAGCAGCAUGACCACAUGGAGAAGCUGCAGAGCGUGGUGAAAGGGCUCCCGGAUCUGAAGAAGGUGGUUGUGAUUCCGUACGUGCGCUCCAGGGAAGAGACGGAUUUGUCCCCGAAUCCCAAACAGGUGCGUCUCAUGUGUUUUUGGAGGACUUCCCUGGCUCUGGGGAUGGAGGGGGACCAGGCCCCCCAGCUGGAGUUUGAGCAGCUGCCGUUCGGGCACCCCCUGUUCAUCAUGUUCUCGUCAGGCACCACGGGGGCGCCCAAGUGCAUGGUGCACUCCGCUGGGGGCACCCUGAUUCAGCACCUGAAGGAGCACAUUCUCCAUGGCAACAUGUCCAGCAGUGAUGUCAUCAUUUACUACACCACGACGGGCUGGAUGAUGUGGAACUGGCUGGUCUCUUCUCUGGCUGUGGGGGCGUCGGUGGUGCUGUACGAUGGCUCCCCCCUCGUGCCCACCCCCAACGUGCUCUGGGACCUGGUGGACCGGCUCGGGAUCACCAUCUUCGGCACGGGAGCCAAGUGGCUGGCGGUGCUGGAGGAGCGGGGCCUGAAACCAGCUGAAACACACAGCCUGCAGACGCUGCACACCAUCCUGUCCACCGGCUCUCCACUCAAACCCCAGAGCUACGAAUACGUCUACCACUGCAUCAAGAGCAGCGUGCUGCUGGGCUCCAUCUCAGGUGGUACGGACAUAGUGUCCUGCUUCAUGGGUCAGAACAUGACAGUCCCGGUGUACCGGGGAGAAAUCCAGGCCCGGAACCUGGGCAUGGCUGUCGAGGCCUGGAGCUACGAAGGGAAGCCGGUCUGGGGGGAGAGUGGGGAGCUGGUGUGCCUGAAGCCAAUUCCCUGCCAGCCCACACACUUCUGGAACGACGAGAACGAGAGCAAAUAUCACAAGGCCUACUUCAGCACCUUCCCCGGGGUCUGGGCCCACGGUGAUUACUGCAAAAUCAACCCCAAGACCGGCGGCAUCGUCAUGCUGGGGAGGAGCGACGGGACCUUGAAUCCCAACGGCGUGCGCUUCGGAAGCUCGGAGAUUUACAACAUCGUGGAGGCGUUUGAGGAGGUGUGCGACAGCCUAUGCGUUCCCCAGUACAGCGCUGACGGGGAGGAGCGGGUCAUCCUGUUCCUGAAGAUGGCGCCCGGCUGGGCGUUCCUCCCGCAGCUCGUGCAGAAGAUCCGGGCCGCCAUCCGGCUGGGCCUCUCCGCCCGCCACGUCCCCGCCCUCCUGCUGGAGACCCCAGACAUUCCGUACACUCUCAGCGGUAAGAAGGUGGAGGUGGCGGUGAAGCAGGUGAUCGCGGGGAAGGAGGUGACUCAGCGCGGGGCCUUCUCCAACCCAGACUCUCUGGACCUUUACAAGAACCUUCCAGAACUGCAGAACUUCUGAGCCGUGGCCUGGUUCUCCUGGGACGGACCCGUUAAAGGACACUGUGACGGGGGUGGUGUAGGACAAUGUGUAUAUUCAUUCAGAUUUUUCUUUUUUAUUAUUAAUAUUGUUGUUAUUGUUUUUGUGUUUUUUCUCAUCGACAUGUCACUCUGAUGGAGAUUUUCCUCUUCAAUUCACAUCACAAAAAACUGCCUGAUUGGCUUGGAUUGGAUGUGUCAUCUGUAAAACAUAAAAAGUUCAAUCUGUGUACCUGCCCCUGUAGAGUGACUCACCUGCCCCUCUAUAGUAACUCACCUGCCCCUGUAGAGUAACUCACCUGUGUACCUGCCCCUCUAUAGUAACUCACCUGCCCCUGUAGAGUAACUCACCUGUGUACCUGCCCCUGUAGAGUGACUCACCUGUGUACCUGCCCCUGUAGAGUGACUCACCUGCCCCUGUAUAGUAACUCACCUGC
Messenger RNA from Conger conger (European conger), 2593 nucleotides. It is a transcript of the gene aacs, whose product is annotated as acetoacetyl-CoA synthetase. The coding region runs from base 106 to 2139 and encodes 677 amino acids. NCBI's taxonomy places the organism in Eukaryota, Metazoa, Chordata, Actinopteri, Anguilliformes, Congridae. The transcript is spliced from 18 exons. Gene Ontology annotation, molecular function: acetoacetate-CoA ligase activity. The record is from RefSeq and is a predicted model, not a curated record. Gene Ontology annotation, biological process: lipid metabolic process; positive regulation of insulin secretion. Gene Ontology annotation, cellular component: cytosol.